UGAGCUCACGAGUUCAAGACGUGAACAUGUCAAACCUACUGCCUGAGGAGCACCGAGCAGCCUGCAUCUUCGACUGAACUCUGGGAGAUUCCAUACCUUAAAUAAACAAGAAAUGGCCAGCAAGCCAUCCCUUAUCCCAUUGCUUCUCCCAGAGAAUGAGCUACUGUGCUCUAUCUGCCAGACCCUCAUUCGUGAUCCUGUGACUAUACCAUGCGGGCACAACUUUUGCCUGAACUGCAUCAGUAGACACUGGAAAUUAGCUAUUUCAUCUGUUUUGUGCCCCCACUGCCGCAGAAAGUUCCCCACAAAACCAGAUCUAAAGUCCAACACCAUUCUCUGUGCUAUCAUGGAGCAUGUUGAGAAAGUGUGGCCAGAGUUUGGAGAUGAAGACCCUAUUGCCAACCCUACUGCCAACUGUGACAUCUGUGAGGAGGGAAGGGAACUGUCAGCAGUCAAGACCUGUGUGACAUGUCUGGCUAGCUUUUGCAGUGUCCACGCAACAUUUCAUAUGAACAGCAAGGCACUAGCCAAACACUGCCUGUGUACACCAGUUUCAGACAUCAAUGAUCUGCUGUGUAAGAAGCACAACAAAGUGCUCGAUGUGUACUGCAUGAACCAUGGAGCUGCCAUCUGUUGGCAGUGUACAGCAAAGCACCGUAAAUGCAACACAUGCUCAGUGGAAGAAAUGAGGACAAACUGGAAGGCUGCAGUUGAGCCAGUAGCAACAGAAGCUCAGGACAGAGAGGAUUCCACUACUGAAUUAUUGGAAGCCUUAAAUACUAUGACAGAGGGUAUAAAGGAUGCUGCAGAAAGAAUGACUGAAGAUGUGCAGCACUGCUUUGAAAAACUGAUAAAUACCAUUAACCUUGCCCAAAACAGAGCCAUAUCCUUUAUAGAAGCAGAUAAGGAAGAAGCUCUCCAAAAAAUAAAAAAGCAGAAGGAAUGUUUGGAUAAUCAAAUGCUUUCCAUAACCUUAAUCAAGGAGAAGAUUAAUGAUUGCAAGAACAAUGACUCAUACUUCAAUUUUCUUCUGCCCCUACCACUUCUGCCUCCAGAGGUUGGUCAGCUGCAGGAUGUUGAAAUGGAUGGCCAAGGUGUGGAGAGGAUGAUAUUGGAUCUUCAACAACUUAACAAUAGUCUUGAUUCUCAGCUUAGCACCUUGCUGCUGAGAAAAGAGGAAAUGCAAAACAAAGAUUUGACAUCAGACGACUUCCGAGUUAUUAGCGGGCACAGCAAACGACGCUGUAAACUGUUGAAAUAUUUCAACGUAGUGACUUUUGAUCCAAUCACUGCUAGUGCCUCAGUGCUUCUUUCUCAGGAUCGCCUGUCUGUCACAGUGGAGCACAGUGGGUUCCUUACCUGGAAAGACUACCAGGUCAGCGAAGACAUAGGCUUUAGGGUUCUGUGCUCACAGGAGUUCAGCAGUGGGCAGUACUACUGGGAGGUUCAGCCACCAGAGAACAAAGAAAGCAACUGGGCUGUAGGGGUGGCAUAUAAAAACCAUCAGGACCAAUACCAGAGCUUGGGCCAAGACAGCAGUUCCUGGUGUGUCAGGUGGCAGAACAAUGGGGAAGAAAAUGAUAAUGACAAAGUGACUACCAUUAUGGAAGGAACAAAAGAUGAGAAAGUAACAUUACCAAAGACACAGGUUAAGGAAGGGGCGGUAAAACUCAAGGUGCUUGAUCAAGAAUCAAAGAAAGGCAAAUUGGAAGCAUACUUAAAAAAUAAAAGGAUACAGGAAUGUCUUUCACAGGACGAUUAUAAAAAAGAAGGAAUUCAAGCUUUGGAGGAAAAUGAAGCAGAAGAAAAUAAGAUAUUUGUAGAGUUAAAAGAGGAGAAGGAAGGCACUUUAACAUCUAUGCAGGUGAACAACCAUGUCCCAAAACAAUGCAGCACUGGAUUCUUUGCCUUCCACAACCAGGAGAUAAACCUGAUCUCCCAGAAGCCCCCUGGGAAGAUUGGUGUGUUUUUGGACUGUGACCGAGGGUGGCUGUCAUUUUUCUUUGUGAGUGACUUUAAGGUCAAGCUUUGCUACAAGUUUCAGGCCUUGUUUUCUGCUCCUCUUUGCCCUGCCAUAUGGCUAAGAGAUCCAAAGAGCACAAUUACUAUUAGCAAAGAACCUGAGACAAUGAAACUGCAAUAGUUCCAUCUGCAAGUAAAAUAAAAAUGUUGUAUGAUUAUUGUUUCUAUAGUAACAGCUUACACAUUCACAUGCAUGGUAGACACUGCACAUUAACAGAUUAAAAAAAAAAUCUUGUGUAAUUGUGGAUAAACUGCAAAAAAUGAUAUCUUAGUAAGUGAAAAUAUCUUACAUUUGGUCAAGUAUAUUAGCUUUUUACAUUUAAGAUUAAAACUAAGCAAAUAUAAGAGUAAUAAGCCUAUUUUACACAAGUAAAAAAAAAUUGUCUUCCAAGACAAUAUACACUUAGAAAAAUAUAUAUUUGUUUUGGAAUAGGCUUAAUUGUCUUAUUAGGUUUGCUGUAAGAAAUUGUCAGUUAAUCUGACUACAUUCAAGAUAUUUUCACUUGCUAAGAUAUCACUUUUUUGCAGUGUAUAUUGUAAAGGUUUUCUUAGAUGUUUUUUUUAGCAUGGAACACGUUUCUAGUGUCAGUACAAUAUACUGUAAGUGCUAGUCAAAGUUGAAAUUGUACCUACUGUAAAAGUUUACAGAAGUACGGUUUUACACUUGGUGGCAAACUGCAUGUUUUCUCCUUCAAGGAAGAUAGAGCAUCAUGACAAGUAAAAUAAUACUGUCAUUUUGCAUUGUUUUAUUUUAUCCUCUUUGAAAUUGAAUAUUAGUACUAUCUCGUAUAACAUUUUUAUUUUGCUCUGUACUAAUCAGCCAAAGCAUAAAAAUCUUUUUAUCUAAUAGAUUAGUCUGCAUAAGUAUUGCUUUUUUGUAGCCACAAGGUGGUGAUAAAUCUCUAAGGCCAGCCAUGUCUCCUUCUUCUUUGUCUUUCUCACCAUACUGUAUUUCUCAGUACUGUAAAUGUUAAAAGGAGUAUCAAAUCUUGGUUGACUCGGGUGUAACUAAAGCAAUGUUCACCAAAGCCUGAUUUAUUGUUUAAGUUGUGUGCACAAGGAUGUUCAUGUUUAUCCACAGAUGCCAGUCAUUAUUAAAUUCUUGUGGAAAAACUUGUGUGGUAA
This is a messenger RNA of Clarias gariepinus (North African catfish), 3147 nucleotides long. RefSeq names its product E3 ubiquitin/ISG15 ligase TRIM25-like. NCBI's taxonomy places the organism in Eukaryota, Metazoa, Chordata, Actinopteri, Siluriformes, Clariidae. Bases 113 to 2143 code for a protein of 676 amino acids. The transcript is spliced from 7 exons. Gene Ontology annotation, molecular function: protein binding. The record is from RefSeq and is a predicted model, not a curated record.